GGAUGACUCAAGGGCGAGAACUCUUUUCACUGGAACUUAUCCAAGUUUGUAUAAUUCGAUUCAUUCAAACUUUAAAAUAUGUAACUUUAUACACAUAUUUGCAUGAAAGUGAUAAUGAAAGUAAUAAGAUUGGUUAUACAGUGCAAAGGAUUUAAGCACACAUCACUAUGGGAAAAGACAAGAAAAAUAAGCACAGUAUACAAGAUAUAGGAAGUUUUAAAACAAAAGACAGUCUGAAGGAAGAAGACGUGCAACUUACCAAACAGGUUCAGGAUUUGGAACGGCGAUACCGUGAACUGUACAAGUCUGUACAGCAGCUCUCGUACACAUAUGACACAUGCAGAGAUCAUUUUGCUCUGCAGCGAUAUGGGGACCUGAAGGACAUGAUAAAGGCUUGUAUAACUGAUGAAGUGAUGGAGAAUGCUGCAAAGUAUUCCCCGGCCAAUGCUCAGCCAGAGACGGGCAAGGCUGCUGACCUUCUCAGGGCUGCUAAACGAUUAUCAGAAUCAGCCUCAGCCAGACAAGAAGUUGACGGUCUUCACAAAGCUGAGAUUGUGAAAGACCUUGAAGAGAAGAAGAAGAAGAAAGACAAAAUGGAGCUGAAAUUUCUACGGCUUCAUAAUCGACUGGUCAAACUGAAACGUGACUAUGAGGAUUCUAAACAGCAUCUGCCUGCCAAGAGGUAUGGAGUCAUGAAGGAGAUGAUUAAGCCACUGAUACGCGAUGAAACAAUCAAAGUUGACACCCUUUGAAAUACUGUGUGAUGAACAGGUGUUGGGUUGGGUAUUAAUACUUAAACACCUUGUAAAACUUAAAUGUAAAAAGGGGAAAAUUAACAGUUAAUGAAGCUUAACUUUUUGUUGGACAUGCAUUAUGAUAAUUUUGUCUUUGUAUUAUUUUUAAAAUGUAAGGGCUUUUAGAUUCAUUAUUCGUUGUAUUUCAAACAAUUUAUAUGUUAUACAUGACAACUAUCACACACUUACUAUUAUAGAUCUGAUUUUGUAGACACCUUUUAAUUGCAUGGUUUUUCAGUGUAUAUUUAAAAUGUACACACUUUCAAAUAUGUGCAAUGAUUAUGAUAUUUUCUACCCUUAUCGUAUAUCCACAUGUAUCAUGAGUUGCAUGUUUUGUAGUUUGCAAGUUUUUGUUUGCAUAGAUUUAUUCUAUGAAUUAUUGUAACAUAUUAUUACAUCAACAUAUAUCAAGAAAAAAUCAAACUUAUUAAUUUGAUAUAAAUGCAUCUAAAUUGAAUUUUACACUGGAGAAGAAAUAAUUGUUUUUUUUAUUAUUAUUUGAAGUGGUAAGUGCAGUAGUGCAGGUGUUAAUUUAACACUUGACAAAGACACACCCACAAAAUGAAAAUAUUUAUUUUAUUUUUUCAUCUGGUGAAUUGAAACAUUUUGUAACAAAUAAUGGGAAAUUAAAAAAUAUGUCACAAAUAUUUGUCUUUUUUUUUGCUUUUGAUUUUUCGGUUAAUUUAGUCUAUGACAUUUUUUUGUAAAUUGAUACUAGUAUUAUUUUAACUGUGAACUUGUGUGAAUGUAUCUAUGUAGUUCACCAUAUAUUAAUACUGCUUGGUUCUAAUUGCCUGUUCAUCGUGAGUUUCCUAGUUGUGUAUCCUCAUUAAAUAUUUAACUGGUCAUUUAAUUAGAACUAUUACAUGUUCAUGUUUGAGGUUUUCAGCAUUUCAUUUUGCAAAAAAUAGACAAUGAUGCUGCAAAAGAAAUAAUAUUGUCAUAUCCAGUAGUUAUUUUAGUUUUUAUUUGUUGCUCAUGUUUUUCAUAAUCUGGGAAUUUGGUACUGCUCAUGUCUGAAACAUAUCUUAUUUUUACAUAGAUUGUCAUGGUCAUGUACAAAAACGGUUCUAAUUUUUACCAUUGUUAAUGAUACAUGUUUUAGUGAUCGAGUCCAGCCUUAUUAUAGCGCCUUCUUAUUAACCAGGUUUUCAACAGUGUUGAAAAUCUUGGUCAUUAGAUUUCAGCAUUGUGGUCAGGCUGCGUCCAACAUAGGUUUUCCGGUUUAUAAUUUGUGUGUGCUUUAACCAUUUUUACAAUGUAGCAAGCUUGCAAGGAGACAAGGCUUGGGCUUGUAUUUGGAGCUUGUCAGGGUUAAGGUCACUGAUACUUUACAUAGAAAAACAGUUUCCGCUCAAUAACUUGAGAUUGGAUGGAGAUUUUUGCAAGGAAAUUUGAUCUGCAGGUUGUUUACAUAAAGACCUAUCUUGGCAUUCUAUUUGGGGCUAGUUGGGUAAAGAUCAAGGUCUUUAUUUCUAGAGAAAAGAAAAAAUGAUGUUGUUUCUUUUGAAUAACUAAAGUUUGCCUUGAUCAACCUUAAUGGCAAGUAGAAUAUAUAUAGGAGCCUGCAUUCAAACCUAGCUCUGGGUCGUAUUUUGGCUGAUGCGGUAAAGGUCAAGGUCAUUCUUACUAAACACAGAACAAUGGCUUACCCUCAAUAACUUGAUAUAUUGCACUGAAGCAUUUAAAUUGCAUAUGCGUCCAAUCAGGUCAAGGUCAAUAUCACCAUUACUAAAGAUAGAAAAAUGGAGUGUGGUAAAGAUAUUGAGAUUGGAUGGUGGUACAUGUAUUGCACGGAAUCUUUGUGUGUAUGUUGCUUAUAUGCAAACAUAGCAUGGCAGUUCUUUUGGUGCCAGAUGGGAUUAGUUCUAGGUCACUGUUGAUUAAAACAGAAACAAGUUUCUUCACAAUAACUUUGGGUUGAGAUCAUGUGUGAACAUAGUGUGUGUAUGUAGCUUUAAUACAUGUAAAAGUAACUAGGGAUUCCAUUUAAGACCAGUUGGGUCAAUGAAAAUUUUUCUAAAAAUACACUGUGUAGUUGUGUUUUAGAACUAAUAUAUUGUGUGUAGGAAACCACUUAAAUUUUUAUAAAAUGAGCCAUCAAUAUGUCAUGACAUGCAUCAGAUUUGUGUUUUUUAAAUGGUAAUUUUGCCUCAUUUAGUGUUCACAUGAUAUAUUUGUUUGGUGGUUUUUUCCACUGCACAGAGCAUGUAAGUGUAAAAAUCUAGGAGUUUUCUAGAUGGACUCUGGAGGAAAGACUUUUUGAUGUACAUAUAUAUAUUAAUAUUGUAAAUUUCUUAAUGUUCUCAGUCAUGUGAUUAUUUCCAUAAUACAGUACAAUACCACUGAUAAUCUUUUAUUAAGCUAGAAUAUUGUAGCCUAAGGAUAUACAGGAAACAUAAAGGACAAUAUGUUUUUAGCUCUACUAUUGUAUAUAAAAUAUAUGUAGUGGAGCUAUCCUGCUCACCCCGGCAUUAGCGUUAGCGUGCAAAUGUAGUAGUUUUCAUACUACCCCAAAUAUUUUUUUUUGUCCCUUGACAUAUUGCUUUCAUAUUUUGCAUACUUGUUUACCAACAUGACCCCAACCUAUAAACAAGAGCAGACAACUCUAUCAAGCAUUUUGUCAUAAUUAUGGUCCCUUUUCCACUUAGAAUAUGCAGCAAAUGAUAAAGUUUGCGUACUACAAUAACUAUUUUCAAUGUCCCUUGACAUCUUGCUUUCAUAUUUUGCAUACUUGUUAACCAUCAUGACCCCAACUUAUAAACAAGAGCAGACCACUGUAUCAAGCAUUUUGACAUACUUAUGGCCCCUUUACACUUAUAUAAUUGAACAUUUUGCUUAAAUUGCCAUAACUUCUUUAUUUGUGAUCACAUUUUAUUAUUACAUUCACAAAACAACACUUACCUGAAUACCACAAUGGAUUCUUCAAACAUAAUUUAAUAAAUUACCACACCCCACAUUAUACCCCCCUCUCACCCCCCUAAAAAAAUUUUUUGUUUGUUUUUGUUUAAACAUCAUCUAAUAAAUUACCACACCCCAUAUUAUACCCCCCU
Dreissena polymorpha is the source of this 3847-nucleotide messenger RNA. RefSeq lists its product as uncharacterized. Bases 168 to 752 code for a protein of 194 amino acids. The transcript has 4 exons. The record is from RefSeq and is a predicted model, not a curated record. NCBI's taxonomy places the organism in Eukaryota, Metazoa, Mollusca, Bivalvia, Myida, Dreissenidae.